Messenger RNA from Echinococcus granulosus, 693 nucleotides. Its product is annotated as GLIPR1-like protein. NCBI's taxonomy places the organism in Eukaryota, Metazoa, Platyhelminthes, Cestoda, Cyclophyllidea, Taeniidae. Gene Ontology annotation, cellular component: extracellular region. The record is from RefSeq and is a predicted model, not a curated record. The transcript has 5 exons. The coding region runs from base 1 to 693 and encodes 230 amino acids.
AUGGUAUGCGCACGGAAUAGUCUCUUCGUGAAGGUCUUUGGCUUGCUCACUCUCAUUUCUACUGCGUCGUGUCAAUUCCCCAAUGAGGUUGAAAAAGCACAACUUCUUGAGACUCAUCAUGAUGCUCGAGAAAAUGUGUACCCUCCUGCCAGCAACAUGAUGUUAUUACUGUACUCCUCACACCUGGAACAGCUGGCAGAUUAUUGGGCCAGUCGAUGUAGAUUUGAACAUCCGGAUUGGUCGCAGUAUCCACAUUACCAUGGACUUGGACAAAAUAUUGCAGCCGUCGGUGGUUUUAAGCCAGCUUUCACUGAAGCGGUCUGUGGCUGGAGGGACGAAGAAAAAUACUACAGUUAUUUCAACAACUCUUGCACCCACAUUUGCGGCCACUAUACACAGAUGGUUUGGGCAAACACAAAGUGGAUAGGCUGUGCCAUGCGACGAUGCGAUGGCAUGCGGGCUGAUUGGAACAACCCACAAUAUUUCACUGUGUGCCAAUACAAAACUGCAGGGAACUACCACGGGGAAUGGCCGUAUAAAUAUGGACCCAGUUGUAGCCAAUGCCCAAAAAGACACUCAUGUUACCGCAAACAGUGUGUCGCAUACCCAACUUGCAAAAGUGUAUUCCCUUUAAUGGAACUGGCGGAUCGCAAGGACAAGGUUAUCCCAAAAUGCGUUAUUGCUUGGAAAUAA